UUUAUCCUAGUAUAAUAAACGCCUCUUGAAGAGUUUCGAAGCUUCAUCGUUUGCCGCUUACCCUGUGCUUUGCUUUGAUAAUUUACGCAGCGUGGGUUCAAGAGAUUGGUGUCGAUACUUAAUUUAGUUUCUAAUUUUGAUAUCUAUCAAGAUGCGUAAACGUAAAUCUGUAAAAAAAGAUGACGAAUCCGACGGAUCUGAGCCAGGAGGUGAACCAGAAGAAUUCCAAGAUUCAGGGGAAGAUUGGACGCCGGAUGCUGAUUCGAAUGAACAAGUUCCCCGGGGAGGCCGAAAACGCACAUCCAAACCAGCUCCAAACAAUACAAAAAAGAAACGUAAAAAUGAGGAAUCAUCAGAAGAAAGUGAAGGUGAAGGCGAGGAAGAUGAGGAAGGUGAAGAUGAAGAGGCGGAAUUAGAUGAAGAAGAAGGCUCAGAUGAUGAGAAAAAUGGGUCAGAUGGAAAUAAAUCAGAUUCCAGUCAAUCUAAGGAUGUACCAAAGCAUUUCCAUUCUGGCAAUUUUGUAUUAUUGAAGUCUGAUGUUAAAUGGGAAGGAGAUACAGUGGUAUCUAAUCUCGAUGAACUAAAUUUGUGGAAAAUAGAUGGAAAAGCUUUGCUGCAAAAAUUUAUUCCAAUGGAAUCAAAUGGAAAAAUUUUACACAAGUGCACUUGUGUGUAUUCAGGAUGGAAUGUUGACAACAGAGAUAAUUACUAUCCUAUAACUGAAAUUCUGGAUCGAAACCCACGUACAGAUUCUAAGGAAAUAUGUGUAGCAUUAGAUCUAAAUGAUCUUAUCAAAGUAAGAGACAAGUGAAUUCAUGAUUUUUUUACUUAAUUGCAUUAGAUAAGUGAAAAUAAAUUUAUUAAAUAAAGUUUCCUUUGGCACUUCAUUCCAGUUCACUUAAUGUAAUUCAGACAUUUUAUAAAAAAUGGGGAUUAAUAAAUGUUCAGUGCAGUGAAAUUGUUUUUAAUUUUACUGAGUUAUAAAAAGGAAAUAGGCAAAUAAGAA
Diatraea saccharalis (sugarcane borer) is the source of this 1006-nucleotide messenger RNA. Lineage: Eukaryota; Metazoa; Arthropoda; Insecta; Lepidoptera; Crambidae. The record is from the annotation of a GenBank genome assembly.